Molecule: messenger RNA, 4094 nt
Organism: Archocentrus centrarchus (flier cichlid)
Lineage: Eukaryota; Metazoa; Chordata; Actinopteri; Cichliformes; Cichlidae
Gene: enpp4
Product: ectonucleotide pyrophosphatase/phosphodiesterase 4
Exons: 8
Coding region: 152-1531 (459 amino acids)
Source: RefSeq, a predicted model, not a curated record
AAAUUGUAUUAGCCAGCUAGACAGCGUCCCGGCAGGGUUUGUGUGUUUUGUGACAGUCUGUCGAUGAUGUCGGUACGAAGAUAGGCAGCGGGGGACAGGUAUACAGAGGCGCUUUGUGGCGGGCAUUAGCUGUCACCUCUGUAACAGCAGGAUGUCACUUAAAUUAGUGCUGGGCUUCCUGUGUGCCAUCGGCACUUGGGCCUCAGAAAAUGACACCGCACAGCAGGGCCCUCUGCCGCUACUCCUGGUGUCAUUUGACGGGUUCCGAGCUGAUUAUCUGAAGAGGUUCCCCAUGCCGAACCUGAAGCUCCUGUACAGCCAAGGGGUCCUGGUGGAGCAGCUCACCAACGUCUUUAUCACCAAGACAUUUCCAAACCAUUACAGCCUGGUUACUGGGCUUUAUGCAGAGUCUCAUGGUAUCCUGGCCAGUAACAUGUAUGACCCCAUCAGCCACAAGCACUUCAGCGUCCACAACGACUCUGACCCGAUGUGGUGGAACGGGGCGCAGCCGCUUUGGAUCACCGCACUCGACUCCGGCUAUAAGACGGCAGCCAUGAUGUGGCCCGGCUCUGACGUGACCAUCGGAAACCGCACAGCUACACACUUCUUUCACUAUGACCCUCAUGUAACAUUCCAGGAACGACUGGGGAAUGUGACAAACUGGAUGUUAGGAAAUAAAAAGGAGCAAGGAGUGAAGUUUGCAGCUCUCUACUGGGAGGAGCCAGACCGAACAGGCCACACGUUCGGCCCUGACAACAUCACUGCUAUGGGCAAAGUGCUGAAGGAGGUUGAUGACAACAUUGCCCUGCUGAUGUCUGAGCUGAAGCGGACCGGCCUCUGGGGUCAGAUCAACAUCCUGAUAACCAGCGACCACGGCAUGGCCCAGUGCUCAGCCGAUCGCCUCAUACGGCUGGACGACUGCCUUCCUCCCGACAACUACACACUGGUGGACCUCACACCUGUCGCAGCCCUUAUCCCAAAGGAAGAUGCUGAAGCUGUCUUCAGCCAGUUAAAAAAGUGCCACCCCCACAUGAAAGCAUACUUGAAGAAGACCAUACCCGAUAGGCUCCACUACCGAAACAAUGCGCGCGUCCAGCCAAUCAUACUGAUUGCCGAUGAAGGCUGGACCAUAGUGCAGCGGGGGAACAAGCUGCCGAGAUUGGGUGAUCAUGGCUAUGACAAUGCCCUUCCUAGCAUGCACCCUUUCCUGGCAGCGACAGGGCCCAGCUUCCGUCAGGGUUAUCAGUUGAGCAGUUUAGAAAGCGUGGAUGUUUACCCACUCAUGUGCCGCCUGCUGUCAGUGCCCCCGCAGCCCAACAACGGCACCCUGACCCAGGCUCGGUGCCUAUUGGCUGCUGAGACCUGCGUGGAUGUUCCCCUGGUUAUCGGCCUGGUGGUUGGGGUCCUAUUGGUACUCACUACAAUCACUGUUUUGUUGAGGUCACUGAACAUCCGCCGCCCAUCGGGGUCCCGGCCCUUCCAGAGGCUGCAGGUCGACUAUGACGAUGAUGAUGACCCCUUGUUGGAGUAAAUGAUCUCCGUCACAGAAGUGUAUUCGUUUUAUUUGCUCAAAGCAAGGGCAAAGCCUGGAAGAAAGGCUGGAGAAAAAAGUGUGGUCUGUGUAAGUUAGUAGGCUUAUCAGUUACAACCCCCCCCCCCUCCUGCAGGCAUGUCCAUACAGCUUCCAGCCUAGCUACUUUCAGAUCACUACUUAACACUGUUCAUUCAUAGCUUGCACAGAGCAAACAUAAAUUUCUUUUUCAGGCUGAUUUGAAUUUAAAGGAUCGAUGCUAGUGGUGAGAGCUGGGUCUCUAACAGCAAUCUCAGUCUAUGAGUCCAUAUAUCACAGGGGCAGCGUAUGUUAGAAAGUAAAGUGGGGAUAGAGGGUGCAGCAAAUGGCCCAGAGUGGACUUGAACCUGAACCCAAUACAGUGCUUUUUUUCUUUCUUUUUUUUUUUUAACUAUAGCAAAACACAGCACUUUGCCUAAUACGUACACUCACUCCUGUGUUAACUGUUUAGUCUGCAUUAUGCUUAGUUUUCUGGCAUUAUAAUUCUUUGUAAAAUAUGUUACUCUGCUUUAUUGGACUGGUCCAUAUUAGCAAUCAGUCGUGGGUUCCCAACUGCACUCCUUUCAUGUGAACAAGCUUUCAGCUAAACUGGGAAAUCCUUGAUAGCAUCCUCUGUGUGACUGCUCAGCCUGAUUUACUGAGGUUAGGUUUAGUGAACCCAGAUAAGGAAAAGGUAUCGUGGGUGUGUAAAACUAGCUUAAUAGUACAGGCCUCAGGUCUGUGCACAGCUUCUUUGGAGUUGUGCACUGGUAUAAAUACAGCUGUGUGGUAAUGCUAUAUUAUAUUGUUGUUACUGAGUCUUCUUAAUGUUACUGCUGUUAAAAAUCCUUGGACUUGAACAUGUGACAAAAAGCCAGUGGUGCACUGUGAGAUCAGUGUUUUGGGGAAAUAUUGGAGAAGUCUUUGGUGAGAGGACAGUAACAUUGAGACUGAUGUUGUUAUUCUUAGAGGUGAAACAGAAGCUACUGAUUUAAGAGAUUGUUUUUAUUUGUUUCUAUCUUUCCAUGGGAUGUUUUUGUUUUUUUGGGUGGUAUGUGUAGUGUUAGAUUUCAUCAGCAGAGGGAGCCAGUAGCUCAUUUUGUGUUUCCUGUGAAAUGUUUUUGUUGGAAUUAUGAGUUUUGAUUGUGAUAAACCUUCAGAUUUCUUUAUGUACAGUUCUGCUUUAUUUACUCUGCUGUUCCCCAAGUCUGUCAAACCUGGACUUGUAAAUCUGAAUUUGGCACAUUACUAUUAAUUUGUAAUAUUACAGGAAAUGACUUCCAGUGGCUUUCUAUGCAAGUUGUUCACUUUAAAGUGAAGGUGUGUCAGGUGUCCAUCUGUGCUUCUAUAUAUGAUUGAUACCAAAGACAGUUAAUCAGAUGCACAAAGAGAAAAUCAGCACUUAAAAAAAAAAAAAAAGCGGUGUAAUUGUUUUUAGCAUCAGCUGGGUUAGCUGCACACUCACCUAGAUUUUUACAAAAGCAAAUUCAGGUAGCAGAUUGAAGCUUGAAGAGUAACUUCAGAGGCAGUUUUUCUUUCUAUUUAGAGGUCUGGUGUCCUGCUCAGGGAGUUGAGAAAGCACACGGCUGUUUGCAAAGAUCGAAAACUGUCGCUGCAUAAAGUCACGGCAUGAGCCUGUUGAUGUUUAACUUUCAUGCUCUUUGCAAAUUCUACUAAAUGACUAAACCCAACAAGGGAUGCAUCCAAAUAACUAGUGUUUUGUGGGAAUAUUGCUCUUAUGCUUGUAAACUCUACUACUGUCCAAAAAGAAGUUAAAGAACAUCAGUGAGACUGCUGCUAAAUCCUCACCAGAGCACUGGAUGGACAUUUAUUUAACAUGUUUGUUGUUUAGUAACAUUUGCUGCAAACCACAGUGCCCAGCUGUGUGUGGGAGUUAUUUCAUGUAUUUUUUUUUUUUUUUUUCUUUUUUGGUACAUUUCAAGAGAUUUAUCAACUGUAACCACACUGUAGAGUAUCAUAAAAUUUGCAGUCCAGUGCAGUGCUGCUUGCGUACGUCUUUAACCACUUAAAAUGCGAAUGCUGUAAAUUCAUAACACUAGCUGUUCACUCUCCUGCAUCUAGCACAUACAAUUACUUCUGAUGGCUUUAUAUAGUCUGCACACACGGGCAGCUGUUGCUCAGGAAAUAGAGCGAGUUGUGAGCUGUUAAAUUCACUGGUGUUGUGACAAACGCAGCACAGAAGCCUCUGUCUCAAUUUAUUAUUAUUUUUUUUACAGCUGUCAUAUUUCUGUGUGUUUAUAUGCUACUUGUAUGCUGUAUCUUUGCACUCUUAUAUUAAGGCUUGAUCCUCAAAGUUACUGUUUUCCAGAGUAUAAAUUAAAUUGGUACUAUGCAAAUUGUGCUUGACUUAUCAAGAGAUUUGAUGAGUUAGAAAAAAUAAAAAUGAUUGCAAAAUGAAGUCUGAUUCUUUGUGCGGUGAUUCAAAGGAGUAUUAAAGCCCCUUAUGUUAGCUGGGGUUGGAAAGAACAAGUGAGACACGUUUGGAAAAAUUAAUUUGUAUUCCUUUAUAUUUUUUUUUCUCAGU